Messenger RNA from Drosophila persimilis, 748 nucleotides. Its product is annotated as dopamine N-acetyltransferase. Gene Ontology annotation, molecular function: N-acetyltransferase activity. The transcript has a single exon. The coding region runs from base 36 to 713 and encodes 225 amino acids. The record is from RefSeq and is a predicted model, not a curated record. Lineage: Eukaryota; Metazoa; Arthropoda; Insecta; Diptera; Drosophilidae.
AGCUACUGAAGAGACGUCGAAACCGGGAAUUCAACAUGGAACCGACCACAAAGGACGGCGUUACCGUACGCAUUAUGACCCUGGCGGACUAUGAGACCUUUAAGUACGUAUUCGAAGAGCAGUUCAUUCGGGGAGAACCCCUCAGCGAUCCCAUUGCUGCAGCAAUAGACCCGGAAGUAUGGAACUUGUACGAUCAAUAUCAUCAGUCACUGGUUGCCGACGGGACCUGCGUGGUGGCCAUCGACGAGGAGAACGACGGCCGUGUCGUGGGCUUUGUGCUGGCUGAGGGACAGGUCCCCGAGGAUGUGGAGAAGCACCGCCAAGAGGCCGAUGCCGUGGCCCUGCCGGACACGGAUAUCACCGGUCACAUCAGGCGCAUAAACUACGUGGUGGAAAGAGAUGCAAAACUCUACGAGCACUACGGAGUGUCCAAGCUUUUGUACUCCCACUUGACCUGUGUGGAUGUGUCGAUGAGGGGCAGGGGAUUGGGUUCUCGGCUGGCCACCGCCGCCAUGGAACUCGGACGAUCCAAGGGCUAUCCCCUGAUGACGGCUAACUGUACGAGCUUUUACUCUGCCCGACAGAAGGAGGCCUUGGGAAUGGAGUGUAUCUAUUCGCUUAAAUAUGAGGACUACAGGGGUACAACGGGCAAGGUGAUAUUUUCCCCGCCGGCACCUCAUAGGGAGGUACGAGUGAUGGCCAUUAGGUUGUGAGUUAUCUUUCCAAGACUUUAAUGAGUAAUAAAAUG